AUGCCUGAAAGAUCGCUGAAGCUCGACUCCGCCGCCAACACUUUUCUAGGCGAACCGUUUGAACUCAAACCUCUUGUCAGUGAGAUUCUGCGCACCAAGUAUUGUAUCCCCGGAAGCAUCUUUCUUGUCGAGGGCGUUGAUCGCAUCUCGGUCUCAAGAUCAGGACGAUGGCAAGUCAUCCGAUUUAUUCUUGGCGAUGGUGAGGUCUGUAUUCAGGCGAUAUUGGCGCCUGAUAUGCACCGCUUCGUCACAACGGGGGACAUCUCUUUGGGGGCUUAUGUUCGCUGUGAGAAGUUCGAUGUCAAGUGGAAGGACAUUGGUGAGGAGAGCAUGGUGAUGCUGUUGGUGAAGGAUCUCAUCACAAUCGGUUGGAAUGAAGCAUAUCGAGCACUCCAGAAGAAGGAUGAACCUCUGCCUGAACAGAUUCCGGCACCAGCACUUCAAGCAAAGUCUGUGCCUCAGUCCAAACCAGCACCAGAACCUGAGCCAGAGGUCAGGCUGGCUCCCGAUCAGCCCGAACUUCCAAAGGGACCUUCCAAACCAGUCUUUGAGGAUUACAUGGAGUUUGAUGAUGUUGACGAAGCAGCAGCCGAAGAAGCUUUCGAAGCCUUUGAGAGACUCAUGGAUGCCAACAGACCCCAGACCGCCCAGAAGCCACCUCCACUUCGAAAGAUUGAGUCUCCACGAAAGACGGCGGCACUUCCGAAGCCGCAGACACCAACCAAGGGAACACUUUGGCAGAAGCCACGUACACCGCAAAAGACAGAGACACUGCAGAAACCGAAGACACCUCAGAAAGCAGAACAGUCACUGAAGCCACAAACACCACAAAAGGUGCAGGCAUUGCAGAAACCGAAUACACCACAAAAGACUGAGGUAUCCAGAAGACCACAAACUCCACAACGAACUGCGAUAACCCAAGACACACCAACAUCUCACCAAGCCAUUGCCCUCCCACGCGACUGGCACGAUCCCCAAACCCCUCUCAAGCUCACCACCCUCCGCCAGAUCCCACAUCUGCCCUACGCCCAGAACUGGUCCUGCAACGUCCUCGCCAUAGUCUCCCACCUCUCCGCAGUUGAGCCCUCGAGUCUUCCGCCAUAUCGACAGCGAAUUGCACGUCUCGCAGACCCGUCUACGUCGAAGCAAGUACAUCUCACGGUCUUUCUAGAUCCAGAAGCUUUCACGCCUCGUGUUGGAAGUGCGGUGUUGCUUGUGGGUGUAAAGAACCAUCGUUUUGAUGGGGGCAGUUUGAAGAAGUAUGAGAGCGAUCGCAAAAAUGGACGGUGGUGGUUUGAGAAUCCUAUUGAGAUGGACUGGUGUGAUGUUGAGGGGAUUAAUGAUUGGUGGGUGCAAGUUACUGCGGCUACACAGGGUCGACGUUAG
Fusarium fujikuroi IMI 58289 is the source of this 1386-nucleotide messenger RNA. RefSeq lists its product as uncharacterized. The record is from RefSeq and is a predicted model, not a curated record. The transcript has a single exon. Lineage: Eukaryota; Fungi; Ascomycota; Sordariomycetes; Hypocreales; Nectriaceae. Bases 1 to 1386 code for a protein of 461 amino acids.